This is a messenger RNA of Alternaria atra, 1641 nucleotides long. RefSeq lists its product as uncharacterized. Bases 1 to 1641 code for a protein of 546 amino acids. The record is from RefSeq and is a predicted model, not a curated record. NCBI's taxonomy places the organism in Eukaryota, Fungi, Ascomycota, Dothideomycetes, Pleosporales, Pleosporaceae. Gene Ontology annotation, molecular function: TBP-class protein binding; RNA polymerase I core promoter sequence-specific DNA binding. Gene Ontology annotation, biological process: nucleolar large rRNA transcription by RNA polymerase I. The transcript has a single exon. Gene Ontology annotation, cellular component: RNA polymerase I core factor complex.
AUGCAAAACUUCGUCAACCGUGGUAGAACAGGCAGUCCUUCCAAUGGCCUGUCUCAAGGCAAGCCCGACCGGCAAGCCAAUGCUGCAAGCGCGAGGAUAGCAAUGAAGGACGGACAUCCUGUUCAGCAAUCUCAAGCACCAUCCGGUGUCCCGGCGCGCAGAUUCACUAACGCGCAGAAUAGCUCAGCCGUCUUACAGCAACCUCUCCAACAUCGGCAGUCAGGUCCGGGUCCAAGUCAGAAGCGUGAUCCCUACGACACUGACGCAGAGAGCAUCGACACAACCGUAAAUCAAUCCGUUGUGCAGGUCGAAGACAGCCAACAGAAAGAGCCACAUCACCAGCAGCGAGGUCAUGUUGUGGGUUUUGAUGAGAGCUCAGAAGUGGAAGAUGGCGACGAAGAAGACGAAUACGAAUACGAAGAAGAAGAAGAGCCAGAACAUCCAUAUUGGACUGACAACUACAAACUGACGCACUACGAUGAAGAGCUUCUUCGUGCAAAUGGGCUUGCAACCUGUUCCUAUGAUGUGCAACUCUCUUUCCUGCAAGAUGCGGCGCGCAGUGGAUUCCAAACCGUCGAAGGCGACUCAUAUCCUAGCACCACGAAUGGUGAAAUCUCCGAGUGGGGAGGUGGACAGGAAGCACCUUCCAACUUUCAUGACGAUGGUAGACCCAUGUCUCCGUCGCCCCAACGCCAAAAUAUCAACAACCAAGCUGCACGUAUGGCGGCCUCGCAGCCCCCGCAACAACAGCAAAGUCAGAAUAUCUCGCUUCCCAGCCAAACCAUGCAGAAGCCGUCGCAGUUGUACCAACACGGUGCACAGAUUCGCGAGCAGUUGCGCGCUACCGCGCCCAUUUUGCACCAUGGAGGCCAAAACGUCCAGCAACAUGCCGCCCCGCCCGCCCGCCAGCACCAAACUCAUAAUCGGAACAAACCUCAUCCCACUGCUAUUAUACCGGUGCACUCGAACCCCCACCCUAGUACUUAUGCCCAGCCCAGCAGAUCUCAGCAAAACCCUAUCCAACAGGCCUCAGGUCCUCGAACGCAGCUUCCGUCCAAUAAGAACACCAUCCCGAUCGGACCGCCUGCGCCUCUCAAGCGCCCGUCCCCAGCCCCUGUCAUUCGAGAGCCCGUCGUACAGGAGCAACCAAUCGAGCAAACCCCGUUCGAAGGGCCUGAGGCUGUUCCACAUGAAGACUACGAUCAGAAGACGCUGUUAAAGAUGAAGUACGAAGAACUCAAGAGCGAACCCUUCGAUGCCGAUCCUCGUGCGCCACCGCCCGUGAUUGCCGAAGAAGACCUUCAGAAACCUUUAGUUGAGCGUCUGCCGUUGGUACAGAAGAACCUGGAUGUGGGUCAACAAUCCGAGUUCUUCCGCUCCCUACCUACCACCGAGUGGGAGGAUGCUGGCGACUGGUUCCUCGAUCAAUUCCAGAAUAUCAUCCAACGCACAAAGCAGGCAAGGCAAAAGAAGCGUAAACUGGCGCAGGACUUCGAGGCGGAAGUUGAGAAGCGCUACGAGCAUGUUUCGAAGAGACAGAACCAAGUUCAGCACGCGAUGGAUAGGAUGAAGGAGCAGGGUGAGGGUCUAGUGCCUAGGAGUCCGAAGCCUUCCAAGAGCCCCAGGCCAAAGAGAGGCUGA